Melampsora larici-populina 98AG31 is the source of this 912-nucleotide messenger RNA. RefSeq lists its product as uncharacterized. Gene Ontology annotation, biological process: proteasome localization; nuclear protein quality control by the ubiquitin-proteasome system. Gene Ontology annotation, cellular component: nucleus. The transcript is spliced from 4 exons. Bases 1 to 912 code for a protein of 303 amino acids. The record is from RefSeq and is a predicted model, not a curated record. NCBI's taxonomy places the organism in Eukaryota, Fungi, Basidiomycota, Pucciniomycetes, Pucciniales, Melampsoraceae.
AUGUCAACAGCUAGUCUCACUAAGCCUGAGCUUCUCACUUUACUUCAGGGUAUCUUUGCUCAACACUCAGAACUCAAACAAUCUAUUCCUGGGCUACUUCCAAAACCCACAAUUGAAGCUAUCACCAACAUACUAGUGGGGUUUGAGAGUCAGCUCUUGGAAUCAAUUCCUGACAAGCGCACUAACCAAGAGGAAUACAUAUGGAACCGAGUUCAAUGUGUAUUCCAAAAGAGCAAAUCUGGUAUUGAACAAUCCCAAAUCCACAUGACAGUCUUGAAUCAUUUCAGUGUUCUGCACUUACUCACAAGAAGUGGUUUUGGUUGCAAACUUGUUGUCAUCACAACCAUUCCACUAAUGUCCACUGCAAGUCCAGAGCCAGUGGAUCUGUCUGAAGACAAGUGGCUUCCACCAGACAACGAUAUAUCAAGUGUUUCCAGCAAUUGUUCCAACAAAUCCAUGAUUGAUCAUGAUCUGCCUUCCAGCUCUACUAGAAACAAAUCAGCCAGCUCUUGCGCAUCAGCUUGUUGGUCUAUUCCCUCGGAUUCUCCACCUGCCUCCUUCAGCCACUCACCCAAACUUGAAGAAUUCACUACUGCAGGCAAAAGUGCUUUCAAUGAAGAUGAACAAGGACCUCACCUGCCGACCAAAUAUUAUCGACUCACACACUCAUUAGCAGAUACUAACCAUAAACUCAAACUUGUGACCGAGGAUUUGACAGUCUUAUGGCAGGUUGUGAGACAAAUUGUCAAUGGUAAACCAACCCCCGCACCUCCCAAAAAACACAAGGAGGAAGGUCUACGGGCUGAUACAUCAUUCCACAAGACACUGCCAGCAACCGACAAGGAUCAACAGGCUUGGAAGACUGAUGUUGACCUUAAAAAUCUUGAGCCACGUCUCUCAGCCAGCCCCUGA